AUGAUUUAUUGUUCUGCUCUUGCCCAACUUGAUCAACUCGAAGACUUUUUAGUCAAACAAAAACAAUUUCAAACCAAUCCAUAUACAAAACAUUUUCAAACAAAUCAUCCGAAAUUUGGUCGAACAACUACUCCAACAGCAGUGUUUCGAUUUCUCCGACAAAAGAAUUGGUCGAACAACUUCUCCAACAGCAGAUUUGGUCGAACAACUUCUCCAAUAACAGGUAAAUUACAAUUUGGAAUUAAAUUUUAUUUUAUUUAG
Molecule: messenger RNA, 261 nt
Organism: Rotaria socialis
Lineage: Eukaryota; Metazoa; Rotifera; Eurotatoria; Philodinida; Philodinidae
Source: the annotation of a GenBank genome assembly